AUGUUUGCCUUCAUGAAAUCAGCACCCAUCCAUUUGGCUGUUCUUCUAACCUUAAUGGUUCCGCUGAACACCGCUGGUCUACACAUUGACGAGCGUCGGUUGGCACGAGCCGCGACUGCCCUUAGACACCAAAUGGAGCAGCAACAACAGGAUCAGUUGCAGUAUCCUCCACCGCUGUAUGCUCCUAUAGACGUGUUGGAUGAUGGUCUCACCAACAUUGACUAUGCAAAGCGAGCUGAUCCUCUCUCGAUCAUCAACCCGCCCGAAUCUGUUCUUAGCAAUCCUGCCGCUUUGCGAGACUAUCUGCGACAAGUGAAUGAGUACUUCGCGAUCAUUGGACGACCAAGUCAUAUGCCGCCGAUUUUUGCACAAUAA
This is a messenger RNA of Echinococcus granulosus, 375 nucleotides long. RefSeq names its product Neuropeptide F. The record is from RefSeq and is a predicted model, not a curated record. Bases 1 to 375 code for a protein of 124 amino acids. The transcript has 2 exons. Gene Ontology annotation, molecular function: hormone activity. Gene Ontology annotation, cellular component: extracellular region. NCBI's taxonomy places the organism in Eukaryota, Metazoa, Platyhelminthes, Cestoda, Cyclophyllidea, Taeniidae.